Messenger RNA from Diprion similis, 2577 nucleotides. RefSeq names its product muscle, skeletal receptor tyrosine-protein kinase-like. Gene Ontology annotation, biological process: positive regulation of kinase activity; multicellular organism development; cellular response to nerve growth factor stimulus. Gene Ontology annotation, cellular component: signaling receptor complex; axon. Gene Ontology annotation, molecular function: transmembrane receptor protein tyrosine kinase activity; neurotrophin binding; ATP binding. The record is from RefSeq and is a predicted model, not a curated record. NCBI's taxonomy places the organism in Eukaryota, Metazoa, Arthropoda, Insecta, Hymenoptera, Diprionidae. The transcript is spliced from 9 exons. The coding region runs from base 446 to 2071 and encodes 541 amino acids.
GUAGUGUGAAGAAGGCACGCGUGCGGUCCGCGAGUAAGACAGUCAGUCAGUCAGUCAGUCACUCACUCAGGCCGUGAGAAGUGCGACGCGGAGUGGUUGGAACGGAAGUCCGUGAAGAGCUGCCGGGUUGAAAUUUGGCGCCGAUUUUCAGGCCGCUUUUUAGCCAUGGUCCAAAACGGCGGUGGAGUGGAACCAGCGCUCUAGUCUUCUCUGCUGUCCAGAAGAUUGGCCAACGAAGAAUGCUGCGCGACGAGGGGUUCGGCUCUUAAUGGAGGAAUUAGCGAGGCGGUGGUAACAGUUCGAACCCAGCCACCGCUGCUCUGAUAAUUGCACGAGUGUUUGGUGCCGUGGUGCUUAUUGUGCUUGUGCAGGUGCAUGUCGUCUCACCUUCGCCAAGAUUUCUUGCUGGCUUGGCGCCUUCUCAGACGGACCAGAUCGCCUCUUCAUGGCUCCAAACAGACCCGCCAAGCUCAGGCGGGCCUUGAAGCAAGCGGAAUUUAAAUUUCCAGGUCCCACUGAAACUGCAGGCCUUCCGCUUGAGCAAUCUGAAGAUCCAACGAUAAGGUGGAAGCAGACAGCAAUCGCAUUGAACAGAACGAUUAUAAACUGCCAUGGAAAUCCUCAAGUUUGCGGGAUGGAUGCGGCUUGCAAAAAUCUCAAGAACUACACAGCGAUCUGUAUUUGUCCUCAUGAUUCUUCGAUACCAACCGCUGCCCUGACAUGCCCGCGUAUUACGGUUCCGAUGGAGCCGAUAGCCAUUCACAACAUCAUACCACCAAGUGGAAACAUGACGAACAGAACAACCGAGUUGCCAGACAAGAAAGAGGUACCUACUACUGCUCAAGUGGGACCGAGCCAGCAACGAAAACUACCUGAAAUUAUCGGUGGCACUGCCACUCUUCUCGUCCUGACGAUCGGGCUGAUUAUUCUUGCUAGGUAUUGCCAGCGGCGGCGAGCAUACACGUCCAAAUGCAGCCGAACAUCUUUGAACCCGUCUCCCAUGAAUCUGAAAAAGGGAUUUCUCCUCCCCAACAAGUACAUACCAAACACGCAAUACUCAACUUAUGGAUCCCCGGAAGUUCCCAUACUUCGUCGUGACUGCGUUUUGUUCCUGCAAGAUAUAGGAGAGGGUUGUUUCGGCAAGGUUUACAAAGGUGAACUGCGUCGUGGCGAUGCAACUGAAACGGUGGCAGUCAAAGUCCUGAAAGAUUCAGCCUCCUGCGAAGCUGAAGAAGACUUCAUGCGAGAGGUGGACAUAAUGUCGUCCUUCCGCCACCGGAAUAUCCUUUUCCUGAUCGGUGUUGUUCUCCGGGAUUCGACCAACAGCCCAUGGAUGGUUUUCGAAUACAUGCCGCAUGGAGAUCUUGCCGAAGUUCUCAGAGCAAACUCGCGACAACUUAGAUGCUCCACACCUGGAUUACCGCCUCUGACAAGGGAUUCUUUGUUAUGGAUAUCAACACAAAUCGCGGCUGGAAUGACGUAUUUGUCAUCGCAAAGAUUUGUUCACCGAGAUCUGGCCUGUCGUAAUUGUCUCGUUGGUUCCGACUUGAUCGUGAAGAUUGCUGACUUUGGAAUGUCACGUGACGUCUACACCUGCGACUAUUACAAGAUUGGCGGAUCUCGAUUGUUACCCGUUCGUUGGAUGGCUCCAGAAAGUGUGAUAUUUGGUCGAUUCACGUUAGAAAGUGAUGUCUGGAGUUUCGGGGUUGUUCUUUGGGAAGUUUAUUCCUUCGGAAAGCAGCCGUAUUACGGACACAACAACGACGAAGUGAUGAAGCUGAUUCUACAGGGAAUAAUGCUCCUUCCGCCCGAAGACUGUCCGCCAUUCAUUUGUGACGUCAUGCGGGGCUGCUGGAAGACGGAGCCGAAGGAUCGGCUCAGGUUCACCGACAUCCUGGAGAAGCUGGAACUCGCACGCGAGAAAUCUAGCGACAAGGGUUCGCUGCCUCGUCCUCCGCAAGGGCCAGUCGCCAUCCGAUCGCCGGACGCCCUCGACACCGACGGUUACUUGCUACCGGCACCGGUGAACAGAUGCGAAUACCUUCAGCCACUUCCGCCGCUGCCAAAUUGAGGGAAAAGUGUGCUGGAAGGAGAAAAAAAUGUGAUCCAACUGUGUUCAGUAGCAAUUUUCUACGAAGAGAUGAAUUAUGGCACAGUUUUGGAAGCAGGAUGUGGUUCGGCAACAUGGCGGCGCGUCGGACGAUCAGCUGAUCGUUUAGGGUCGAUAUGGAGAGUCUCAAGGCACGGAUAACGCUGAGCAAGCUUACGGACUAUAUAUUUGUGACAUUGAAUCGAUGUGGGAAAAAAUUGUUUGUGAAAAAAAAGUUUUAUAAUUAAAUAUGACGCUGUGUGUUUUCUGCUACAAGAUGGCGCGUCCGGAAUCUAGGGAAGACAUGUUUUGUGUACUUAUGAUAUCAUACGAUACCUGAUAUGUUAUAUGUUGUGGUGUAAAGUGUGUAAAUUACGAAUUCGAAUAAGGAUGUUGAAAAAAUUCAACACGUCCAGUGCAAUUGGGAAGCAGAUUCGUGGGGCGUUGAUGAAAUGAAAAGAAAUACGUUGUGGACAUUUUCAACGUCU